CAGUUACCUGCAGUUACCUUUGUAUCGUUUGACAAUUUGGAAUGGUUCGGAGCUGUGCUUGCUGGAAAUGGAAUUGCAUUAAUUGUUUUGCUUGUAAAUACGUCCAUGGGAAAUUAAGUGGAUGAAAAUAAAAAGUGACCGAGACCCGUGUGAAUGUGACGUGUAACAAUAUAAUGUUGAAACACAUUUCCCUCGUAACGGCGAUCAUACUGAUAUGUUUGUCACAGUCUGAGGCACAAUAUGACGACAAACGAUGCAAAUGCAUUUGUCCUGGCCUGUCCUCCGUGAUAAGUACAGCCCAAUCAUCGUUAGAACGACAAACGUACAUCAUAAACGUUCCACCAUCCCAAUGCAACUGCGAAGGUGUUGUAUUAUCAAGGGUAGGAGAUCAGAUAAAAGGCAAGGAGGAGAUCUUUUGUUCGCGAUGCGAUUGCAAAUACGAAAAUAGAAAUACUACUAUUAUCAAAAUAGUGGUCAUACUUGUUAUUUGGGUUAUAUCUCUUUUAGUAAUUUAUAUGUUAUUCUUAAUUUGUCUGGAUCCGUUGUUAAACAAAAGAAUUCAUAAAGCUUCCGCAAAUAUUGGCUACCAUGAGCACAAUAAUGAAGAGGAUGAUACGUCGAUAACACCUGGAACAUCGCAUCCUAUGCGUGAAAGAGGUAAUGUUUUAAAUCGCGUUGGCCAUCAACAAGAUAAAUGGAAACGUCAAGUUCGCGAACAACGACGUAACAUUUACGAUCGACAUACCAUGCUUAAUUGAAUUGUACAGUUCUGUCUCUAAAAAGAAUUAUAUAUGAUGCAUAAUAAAUAAGGGAUGUGACUUUCGUUUUAUGGCAUUCACAGCGUUGUACAUAAUUUUUUUUUUUAAUCUCUUAUGUAUAAACGUGGAAAUUUAAUUAUACAUACGUAACGAGUAAAGAUAAGAAUCAAUUUGCUUGUGAAUGUCAGUAAAAUUCGUCGUUACGUUAACAUUGCACUGAAUAUACAUAGGUACGUCUAUGAGAUUCAUCAGAUCUAGUGUAUAAAACAAUAAAGUAUUAAAGAUAUGUUAUUUUUAUCGGUAAGUGUA
This is a messenger RNA of Hylaeus anthracinus, 1067 nucleotides long. RefSeq lists its product as uncharacterized. Bases 174 to 758 code for a protein of 194 amino acids. Lineage: Eukaryota; Metazoa; Arthropoda; Insecta; Hymenoptera; Colletidae. The transcript is spliced from 5 exons. Gene Ontology annotation, cellular component: lysosomal membrane. The record is from RefSeq and is a predicted model, not a curated record.